Hibiscus syriacus is the source of this 2335-nucleotide messenger RNA. RefSeq lists its product as uncharacterized. The transcript has 3 exons. Lineage: Eukaryota; Viridiplantae; Streptophyta; Magnoliopsida; Malvales; Malvaceae. The record is from RefSeq and is a predicted model, not a curated record. Bases 52 to 2193 code for a protein of 713 amino acids.
UCUCCUAUCAAGAGUCCUGGUUUUAUUUCGACUAAGAAUGCAGCUCACAUAAUGGAAACUGCUGCGAGCAUCAUUCGGCCUAGCCCACAAGCUAUAACUAAAGCCAAAAUGCCUAUGAUUGGUUCAUCCUCAGUGCCGGUGAAAGUUCAUGAUUUCAAAGAACGAAUGGAGGCUGUGCAGAAAAUGCCUCCGGUUGGAUCUUCUUCCCUGUCUUUGAAAGCUCGAGAUUUAAAAGAGAAAGCAGAAGCUACACAAAAAACGUUGAGGCACCCUGAAAGGACUAGAAGGCCAGCUGAGUCAAAUGCAGCCAAGUAUCUUAAAGGACAAUCUUUGAACAUGAGCUGGAAUGGAUCUACAGAGACAACAUCUCCCAGGACUUCUGAUACCAAAGAAAUCUCUUCUGCUUUAAAGAGUAAGGGGAAGUCGGUUUCACUUGCAAUCCAAGCUAAGUUCAAUGUGCAGAAAAGAGAAGGAUUGGCUUCGAGCAGCACCCAAAGUUUGUUAGGGCCGAAAAACCAGAGUGAGGUUGUGUGUAGUCAACCCUUCAAAAGCCAACUGAUUACUCAAAAGACUUUUCAUAAGAAACCUUCACAACAAAAUUCUUCUGGUGUACUCAGGCAGAACAAUCAGAAGCAAAACUCUAUAGCCGAUAAGGAAAAAUUACCUUCAAAGCCCACGUGUUCCAACUUGCGAAGCAGAAAAGUGCUCCCUGGGGACUCUGCAUUCGGGCAACACAGAAUGUCAGGAAAAGCUGUUGGGAACUCCAAAACUGGCUCGAGGAAGUCGAGUUUAGUUACUAGUACAAUGGAUGGGGGGAAAGGAGGUGCAUAUUCCUGUACAAAGAAUCCGAGGAAGAAAAGAUCGAUAGAUAGCGAUAUCCAUUUUGAGAAAAAUCAGGUUGUUGAUAGUGUGUUGAUUGAUAAAAACCAGAAGGAAGAUCAUCCUGUUAACGGAAGGAGCUUCAGCUGGGUUAAAGAUAGCAAGAAGAAAGGCAUGGAUGUUGUCUCAUUCACAUUCACUGCCCCACUUACCCGUCCAAUGGAAACAUCUGCUCAGGUUGCUCAGAAAAAUAGCGGCUUUUGCAUGGAUAAUCAACGUAAGAGAUUCUUGCUUGACACCGACGGUAUGAAGUUGUCUUCAUCAGGAUAUAAUGUGAUCGGGGGAGAUGCUUUAAGUAUCCUUCUGGAACAAAAGCUAAAGGAAUUAACUAUUGCUAUCGAAUCAUCUAGCCAAAAGUCUCUCAAUUCAGGAUCGGCUUCUGGUUCUAUAUCGUUUUCACAAGAUAUGGGGCAUAGCACUCCUAAUGCUUUUACUAGCUUGCCCAGGUUACAAGAUAAACUGGGUAGUUGUUACAGUUCCAACCUGUCCUCCGCUGAUCUUCAACUGCUUCGAUUGAAACAAAAACUUCAGGGAGGAGCUGAUGAAUGCAGUAGUAGCUCUCUUGAUGCGUUGCGACCUAGUCCUGUUUCUAUCCUCGAGCCUUCUUUUUCAAUUGAAAGCUGCAACUCUUCAGAUAGCACAGACAGUUUCAGCAUAGAAGGAAGUAAGCUGUGUUCAUCUGUUCAACCUCAGGAAGUUCUUGGGCUAAGCGCUUUAAAGAAGUUGCGGCCGGUAGAAGCUGAUACAGAGUUAUCAGAUUCAGCGUCUUCCAUGUAUUCAAAAACAGUGGCGAAAAGUAAUGAAAAUUUUGUCUCCGUGAAAUCAGUCAACUGGGAACUAGAAUAUGUGAAGCUAAUAUUGUGUAAUGUGGAGUUAAUGUUCAAGGACUUUGCCUUGAACCGUGCUCGUGAGACUAUAAAUCCUCAUCUUUUUGAUCAAUUGGAGAGCCGAAGAGGUGGAUUCAGAUGUGAUGGUGGUGGGGAGUCGAGGCUAGAACGGAAGGUACUAUUUGAUUCAGUCACUGAAUGCAUAGAUUUGAGAUGCAGACAGUUUGUGGGUGGAGGAUACAAAAUGUGGACGAAAGGGAUGACGAUCCUGAGAAGAAACGAGCUGCUAGCUGAAGAAGUGUACAAGGAGAUAUGCGGGUGGAGAGGCAUGGGAGACUGCAUGGUGGAUGAGCUUGUGGACAAAGACAUGAGCAGCCAACAUGGAAAAUGGCUGGACUUCGAAGUCGAUGCAUUCGUACUCGGAGUCAACAUCGAGGAUCAAAUACUGAAUGCUUUGGUUGAUGAGAUGAUUACUGAGUUCUCUUGAGGUUUUAAAAGCUUUUUGUCAGUGAUGUCCGGUCGAUGAUUGGCAGAAUUUGAUUAUCAAUGGCUGCCAAAUAUUGAAAGCUUUUUUGGUGGUAGAAUUUGAUAAUCAUGGCAGCCAAAUAUUGAAAGCCUUUUUGGUGGUA